AAUCGAGUUUGAUUUGUAUUCUUGAGGUAUUUCGUGACGUUUUGGUGUAGUGAUUUUGGGAUGCGACUCUUUAGUAAUAAUAACAAUUCAGAUAAUCGUUAAGUUGUCAGCGCAUUCUCGGUAUCACCCCACUGGAAGCAGGCACAUUGUGAACAGUGGUCCUAUUGAUGAUCGGGAUAUUAUCAGAAAAAGUGGAACCUUGACUGGAAAGUAAAAUUCUCCCUACUGUACUCAUGUUCAUCAAGGGUGAGAGUGGUGAGUAAGGGUCUGGAUGCAGGCUGUGUGUGUGCUGGUGUGCUGUGGCCUGGUGGGGGCGCUAGCGGCGCUCCAGAAGGAGCACGUGGCCCAGCAGGCCAUCAAGCUGCACCGUGGGCGUGGCGCGGCGCCCAGUAACACCUGGCUGGUGAACAGCUGCAAGCGCCUGUCCGGCCUCCUGCGGCAGAAGAAGAUGGUGGUGAGGAAGUUGUCUGCGGCUGCAGACGCCGUCGGGAGAGACCUCACGCUCUCGGAUCCAGAGAGGCUCUUCCAGGUGCACACUCUGGAGGUGUUCCAAAAGGAGCUGAACGAGAGUGAGAGUCUGGUCUUCCAGUCGGUCGUGAGCCUCCAUCGGGCGCUGCAGGGGGACUAUCGCGACGUCGUCAACAUGAAGGACAGCAGCCGGCUCCGCCUCGAGGCCCUCAGAGAGGCCGCCAUCAAAGAGGAGCAGGAGUAUGUGGAACUGUUGGCGGCCGAGAAGCACCAGCAAGAGGCGCUGAAGAGCGCUCUGGCUCAGAACAAGACCCUGUCCAUGCUCGAUGAGAUCCUGGAGGAUGUCCGCCGGGCCGCAGACCGGCUCGAAGAGGAGUUAGAGGAACACGCCUUCGAUAACAACAAGCAGAUGAAGGGGGUGAAUGUGGAGGCGGUGCUCAGAGUGGAGGAGAAUGAGGAGGACGGGAGGAAGAGGAAGAAUGUGUCCCGGAGGAGGGAGGCGGAGGACGAUCUGGGACUGAGCAUGCUCAUCGACUCCCAGAACAACCAGUACAUCCUCACCAAGCCCCGGGACUCCACCAUGCCCCGGUCUGACCCACACCUCAUCAAGGACCUUGUGUGUGUGGUGAUGCUGUCAUUCCCGUGUGGCUGGCUCUGUUCGCUGGUGGGUCUCCCUCCAAUGUUCGGGUACAUCAUCUGUGGAGUCCUGUUGGGACCCUCCGGACUCAACACUAUCAAGUCCAUGGUGCAGGUGGAGACGCUAGGUGAACUGGGGGUUUUCUUCACCCUGUUCGUGGUGGGUCUUGAGUUCUCCCCGGAGCGGCUGAGAAAGGUGUGGAAGCCAUCAGUGCAGGGUUCCUGUUGUCUCAGCCUCCUCAUGGUGGGUGCUGGUCUGUUGUGGGGUCAGGUGCUGAUGAUCAGACCAACGCAGACCGUCUUCAUCUCCAGCUGCCUGGCUCUCUCCAGCACCCCCCUUGUCUCACGCCUAUUGGCUGCAGAGAAGGACGGUGAUGUGGAGUACAGCAGUGUUCUCUUGGGCAUGUUGGUAAUGCAGGACGUCCAGCUGGGUCUCUUCAUCGCUGUCCUGCCCUCCCUCAUCCAGGCCCAGAGCUCCAACACAGACAGUGUGCUGCUGGGAGGUGCUCGUGUGAUGGUGUUGUUGGUGCAGGUUCUAGUGUCCCUAGCAGCGGUGCUGCUGCUCUGUCUGCUGCUGAGGUCCGUCCUCAUUGGUCCGUUCUACAGGAAGCUCCACGCAGAAGGGAAGGGGAACAAAGAGAUCAUGGUGCUGGGGACGUGUGCCUUCGUCUUCCUCCUGCUCUCGGUGACUGAGUUCCUGGGUGUUUCCAUGGAGCUGGGCUGUUUCCUGGCGGGGGCGCUGCUUUCUUCCCUUGGUCAAAUGGUCACCACUGAGGUCAUGGGGUGCAUUGAGCCAAUCAGAGACUUCCUUGCCAUCAUCUUCUUUGCCUCCAUCGGUCUCCAUGUGUUUCCCAGCUUUGUGUUGUAUGAGCUGACGGUUCUCGUGGUGUUGACACUCUCCCUCGUCAUCAUGAAGUUCCUGAUGGCCGUGCUGGUGCUGUCAGCCAUCUUGCCUCCUUGUUCCCGCCACAUCCGCUGGGUGGUGUCAGCUGGUCUGGCCCAGGUCAGCGAAUUCUCCUUCGUCCUGGGAAGCCGUGCACGCCGCGCUGGCAUAAUCUCAAGAGAGGUGUACUUGCUGGUGCUGAGCGUCACCACUCUCAGCCUCCUAUUGGCCCCUCUCCUUUGGAGGGCCACCACGCACAGGUGGGGGAUGCGGUCUCAGCGCAAAACACUCACCUGACCAAGCUCCCACAACACUCACCUGAUCACACCCCCUAAAUCACUCACCUGACCAGCUGAUCAAGUCCCUGGAACUCUCACUUCACCACGCCCGGAGAACACUCGCCUAACCAAACCCCCAUAAACCACCUGAAACCAAUGAACAUGGCCAAAACUCUCUCCUGGCCACAUCCCCAAAACAAUCACCUGGACCAAGCCUAUAACACUCGCAUGACGAUGGCCGCAAACACUCAUCUGACGAUGCCCAUUUUACCUAGCUAGAAGCGCUGUUGCUUCGCUGCUAGUGUUUCUGUGUAACUAGCAGUGUCGCUGCUUAAUCAGUAAUGUUGCUGUUUAGUCAGUAGCAAGGCUGCUUAGCCAGUAACUUAAAUGUUUAUCUACUACCCGGUGUUUGUUUGUCAUCCUGGAUAACCUUGGGGUACACAUGUGAUCCUGUGAGGUGUUGAAACAAACAAACCUCAGACAUAUUCAUCUUGGUUCCGACUUCAUUCAUAAUACUAUCUGGGUGGGGGAACUGAAUGCGGAAUUCCGCAUUCAGUUCCACCCCAGCUAGCAUUUAUAACCAAGAUGGCCGUAAGUAAAUAAGGCCCAUACCUCUCCCUAGAUUAUGUUUAACGACUCCCAAUGAACGUUUGAAAUGGGAUGCAAAUGUUACACAAAUGCAAGGCUGUUGUCUUUCAACACGGCUUCAUGUUUGUGGUGCAAAAUUGUCUACCUGAAUUUGUUCAACACUCAGAGAACUGUCUUGCAAAAAGGGUUUUAUUUAUGUAUUUAUCUUCAUAAAUAUGUACGUCUUGAAAAUCUUCUAUUUUUAUUAUAAAAAUGCACUUUUGCCCAGUAUGUCUUA
This is a messenger RNA of Gadus macrocephalus (Pacific cod), 3130 nucleotides long. RefSeq names its product transmembrane and coiled-coil domains 3 (gene slc9d1). Gene Ontology annotation, cellular component: membrane. Gene Ontology annotation, molecular function: potassium:proton antiporter activity. Gene Ontology annotation, biological process: potassium ion transmembrane transport; proton transmembrane transport. Lineage: Eukaryota; Metazoa; Chordata; Actinopteri; Gadiformes; Gadidae. The transcript has 15 exons. The record is from RefSeq and is a predicted model, not a curated record. Bases 272 to 2284 code for a protein of 670 amino acids.